AUGGCUCACUCACAAUCUGGUUCAAAACGACGCCAUUUAGACUCAAGUUCGUCCGAUGACGCUGAUACUCUUCCACCUGAUCCCUGGGCUCGAUUCCUUGUGAUCGAAGCCACAGAUCAUGAACCGCUAAAGCUGAAUCCCUUUGCUAUAUCCAAAGCCAUUCAUGGAUAUUGUGGAGAAGUUAAAAAUGUCACACGAUUGCGUACUGGAUCUCUUCUGGUGGAAUGUUCGUGGAAACAACAAUCCCUCAAUUUAUUAUCAAUUAAACACUUUGCUAAUGUUGAGGUUACUGUUUCAAAGCAUAGGACAUUGAACUCUUGUCGUGGCAUUGUUCGCGACAGGACACGCUCCCUUUCAGACAUGACGGAAGAUGAAAUUGUUUCAGAACUCAAAUAUCAAGGAGUACAAGCCGUCAAACGUUUCACCCGAAAGGAUGAAAAAUCAAAUAUUGUCCUAACGAACACAUAUUUGUUCACGUUUGCUUGUCCAUCAGUUCCAACUUCAAUUAAAGCAGGUUAUGUCAACAUCGGAGUGGAUGUGUAUGUCCCCAAUCCACUCCAAUGCUAUAAAUGUCAAAAGUUUGGUCACGGUUCGAAAACCUGUAGACGCCCCGUUGUUUGCCAUCGUUGUGGUGGCAAACACGAGAGUGCGGAGUGUACUGAAGAUCUCAAAUGUUCAAACUGCGAAGGCCAACAUAUGGCCUCUUCCAAAUCCUGUCCUGUGUAUCAAACCGAGACCAAAAUACUGAAACUUAAAUGUGAAAAAAACAUCUCUUUUGCCGAUGCUAGAGAGCUUGUUGCCAGUCAGUCAACAGCUCCUUCAACUCUAAAUUAUUCUGCUGCUGUGUCCAAAUCUGCAAAAACAUUUUCAUCUGUUCUGUGUCAAACCGAUUUGACAUGGGUCAAUUCUGACCGACCUGUUACAAGUGCUUCUGUCCGUGACAUUCCAAUCUCUGACAGUAAAUCCGCAUCAUCACCGUGUUGUGUUCAGGCUGAAACACAGACUUCAUCUGAGGCAUCUCCUGACGAGCCAUCUGUUCAGGAGCGUAAAUUAUCCAAAAAGCAAAGGCAAAGGUUAAAUAGGAAACAAUCACCUAGCACCCUCUCUUCUUCGGAAGUGUCUCUUCAGAACUCCUUUAGUGCUCUAGACAUGGAGGUGACUCCAUGGUUAGGCACUAGUGAUAGGAGUUCAUCUUCCUCACGAUCACGUGAGAGAUCGCCAAUCGAGCCACCAUGA
Haliotis rufescens (red abalone) is the source of this 1236-nucleotide messenger RNA. RefSeq lists its product as uncharacterized. The record is from RefSeq and is a predicted model, not a curated record. The transcript has a single exon. Gene Ontology annotation, molecular function: zinc ion binding; nucleic acid binding. The coding region runs from base 1 to 1236 and encodes 411 amino acids. Lineage: Eukaryota; Metazoa; Mollusca; Gastropoda; Lepetellida; Haliotidae.